Salpingoeca rosetta is the source of this 318-nucleotide messenger RNA. RefSeq lists its product as uncharacterized. The transcript has a single exon. Bases 1 to 318 code for a protein of 105 amino acids. The record is from RefSeq and is a predicted model, not a curated record. Lineage: Eukaryota; Choanoflagellata; Craspedida; Salpingoecidae.
AUGUUGGUGUGCUCGGUGCUUGUCCUUCCACACACCCCACACGUCACCGAGCAAUACUUGUGCGCAUUUCUUCUUCUUCUCCUUGUUGCCGUCUUUCUUGAUUUCACACUCUCUCCCCAGCCAGCACCAACAAACAAACAAGACACAAAACCAGCCAAACAUCGAAACCAGCACACCUGCCUGUCUGUGUGUAUCUUUGAUCGAGUGUCCACUUCCUCCCUUUUGUUUGCGUGUUUGCGACUCGACCUUCCUACUCGUCUCAGCUCACAUUCUGGCUCUCGCCCCGGGUCUCUCCUCCCCAUUUACGUUUGUUUGUAA